AUAAUUAUGUUAUUACUUUUUUUAGAAAAAAAAUUGUUAUGACAACUAGCUUUAAGAAGAAAACAACUCGUGGCAGACCAAACUUACCAACUGGUACUAAACCAUCCUUGAACAAUAAUCAGCUGCUAAUUAGCACAGGAAUACCGUCUCUCGAUUCCUUAUUAAGUGGAGGCUUGGCAGUUGGAACACUGAUGUUAAUUGAAGAGGAUGUAUAUUAUUCGUAUGCAAACAUCAUGCAGAAAAUGUUUCUUGCAGAAGGUGUAACAUGUGAUCACUAUUUGUUCUUGGCAUCAGCUAAUCAAAAUCCAAACGAUAUUAUUAAAGAGAUACCCACCAAUGUCAACGAAACAGAAUCACCCACCAAAGAAUCGUCUAAGAAAGCCACAGAAGAAGGAUUGCAAAUUGCAUGGCGAUAUCAAAAUAAACCAAAGGUCACGUCAACAGCUAGCACCUCUCAAUUUGGACACUAUUUUGAUUUGUCACAAACACUGUCUGAAGAAAAACGUUCCAAAGUACAGUUUGCAUCUUUCACUCCAGAGUUUGAAGACAAAAUUUCUCUUUAUAGAACAAAAAAAUCGAUGAACACAUUUUACAAAAAAUUACUGCGUUCCAUAAAGAAUACCAUAGACAGAAAGGGAUUAUCGACAGAAAAUUCAACAGUCAUACCUCCAAUACUACGAAUCAGUAUUUCGUCAUUGGGCUCGCCUUUUUGGAAGGAAUCGAUGUUAAGCUCCGACGAGUACGACUCUUCAUUGGCCUGGUUUCUGCUUUCACUUAAAUCGUUGUUGAGAAGGUCAUAUGCCAGUUGCUUGGUUACCGUACCAGCACACCUAAUCCAGGAUGAAAGUUACAUAAACCGUUUGGAACAUUGUUGUGAUACUGUUAUACGGUUGGAAUCAUUCGCUGGAUCAGAAAAAGAACAAAAUCCACUUUACAAGGAAUACCAUGGAUUGUUUCAUUUGAAGAAGCACGCCAAACUUAACUGCAUAUGUGGACAGAACAUCGAUACAUCUGAUUUAGCGUUCAAGCUUAGAAGAAAAAAGUUUGUUAUUGAGAAACUACAUCUUCCUCCAGACAUCUCUGAAACUGCAAGUCGUUCACAAGGAAACACGAGCAGCGUCAAGCCGACCACGCCUUUGUGUAACAUGACGACACCUGUAAAUAAUGUGUUAGAUUUUUGAUGCAAACAUAUAUUUUAAAAACAA
Molecule: messenger RNA, 1205 nt
Organism: Hydractinia symbiolongicarpus
Lineage: Eukaryota; Metazoa; Cnidaria; Hydrozoa; Anthoathecata; Hydractiniidae
Product: elongator complex protein 4-like
Exons: 10
Coding region: 39-1181 (380 amino acids)
Biological process (GO): tRNA wobble uridine modification
Cellular component (GO): elongator holoenzyme complex; cytoplasm; transcription elongation factor complex
Source: RefSeq, a predicted model, not a curated record